This is a messenger RNA of Monomorium pharaonis (pharaoh ant), 5851 nucleotides long. RefSeq lists its product as uncharacterized. The record is from RefSeq and is a predicted model, not a curated record. The transcript is spliced from 19 exons. Gene Ontology annotation, cellular component: cytoskeleton. Lineage: Eukaryota; Metazoa; Arthropoda; Insecta; Hymenoptera; Formicidae. The coding region runs from base 906 to 5717 and encodes 1603 amino acids. Gene Ontology annotation, molecular function: protein binding.
GAAACGGGCGGGGGCGCAACAGUUGCGUGGGUGGAUGCGCGUCCGACGAAGGAAUGGAGCGGGGAGAGGGAUGCUGGCGGGGACCGGAAGAGGGAUGAGAGGCACACGUAGAAGGGAGUUAAACCCGGCGCCCGAUGUGACGUGCCUCCAGUAUUCAUCUGGCAUUCACGUCGCAAGCAACCCCCGGCCACGAGACUUGGCGAGAAAUCGCGUCCGCCGAGAGGAAUCUCGCGAAAAAAAAAAUCGAGAUCGGCUUCGGAUUGAAACCCGGACCGGUUUGAUUUUUGUGGGACUUUCGUGACUUUUCUCUCUUUCUCUCUUUCUCUCUCUCUCUCUCUCUUUCUCUCUUUCUCGUCCUCGUCUCGUGUGUUACCUCGGCUCGUGCUUGGUUUGCACUGAAAGCAAAAGUAAUCGCUCGUCGAAGAGUGCGAUCGGGCUGGUGAUCGGUGACAGUACGGAAAAUGCAGAGAGCCAUCUCUAAGUCAGUGCGUCAAGCCUGAACGAACGCCGAAGCUCGUGACAAAUUUCGCUCGUGCAAACGUCGCGUCGUGAACACGUCGAACUUGGAGACGCGUGAUGAAGUAAGAAAAGAAGGUAGUGGCGGCGGCGGUGGUGGUGGUGGUGGUGGUGGUGGUAGUGAUAGUGGCGGUGGUGGCGGUGGUAGACGCUGGUGCGUGGGUGCACGCGUGUAAUGGUGAAGCGAGUUGUACGCGCACGAUGCAGCUGAUGACCUUGAACUCUCUGCUGAUGUUCGACCUCGUGUUCCUGUUUUUCCUGUUCCUCGUCGGGGUCUCCUGCCUCGUCUACUACCUGCCGGGUACUCGGGCGCACGCCUUCGCGCCGCACGAGAUCAUCACGGCGCGAACGUCGCCGCGCUGUGACGCACCGAUCGACAAUGUGUAAGAAUGCCUACGGAUGUGACCGGGGACCCAGGACUCGCAGUAGUGGCAGGGGAUGUCCUUGCUCUGCGAGGCACAUCUGCUCUCGCUGCUGCAGAAACGUGGGCUCUCCUCUGUCAGGCAGCCCAGGCCCUCCAGGAUCUUUUUUUGUCAAAUGGAGGCGUGGUGGGUGGUUCGAGAGCAGGCCCAGUGGUGACUCCGUACACGCUGGAACUGACACCACGUGGUAGGGUUUUGCUGCAGCUCGCACCGCCGGAAACUGCUCGGACGUACCUGCCGCCAGAGUAUCGACCCGGCCGCGUAUAUUCGGACACGGAUUCGGAAAAAAUGUGGAUGUAUUCUUUAGGCAGGGCAUUAUUGGACACGACUCCCAGUGCAACGGCGUUAACGGGGACCGUUUCCGUUUCACCCUCUUCCGCUUUGCAAUCAGUGUUAGCCGCGAUGACGGAGCCCGAUCCUCGCAGACGUGCCUCCUUGAUGAAUUUACUCGACGUAAUAUCGGAAUAUUGUCGGAGGCGUCUACAAGCAAGGGCCUUCACGCACAUAGUGAUGGAUAUGUAUCGAGAAGUUGUGAGAUCGCCGCAAUACGCCGCGCGGAAACGAGCAGCCCAACUGAACGCCCUGUGCUCCACACGAAACGUAGUCGAACAAUUGAACCAGCAGAAGAUUUAUGAUCAUCAUCACCAUCAUCCGCAACGACAACAACAGGAUUGCAUUCAGGCCGUGAACGGUCAACCGCUAUAUUUUCAACAUCAGCCUCGUGUCGGGCAACAUUUGUCAAAUCAAUUAGCUAUCCAGCAACGGCAGCAACAAUACGAUUACAUUCAAAGUCCAGCCAAUCAAUUUCGCUCGCUUCAUCAGCAACCGGAUUAUGCGCAGCAGACGCAAAAGGGUCAGUCAAAUUAUCGUAAUCAUCAUUACAAUCACCAGCAAGCGAAAGGAGCACAUUUCAGGGCGCAAUCGCGCAAUUCCCAGUCGCAUCCCAACCUGACGAGUUUGUGCGACUCACAGCAGCAGCAGCAACAACAGCAACAACAGCAGCAACAGCAGCAACAACAGCAACAGCAACUGCAUCGGGAGGCUACCUAUAGGGCGCAUUUUCAAUCGCAGUUAGAUAUCCAAAGCGGCAGCCGAUCGAUAGGGCCAGCGGUUACACGUCGGAUUCAUCAUCACUCGAGAACGUACUCGCAGCCGAUUUACACGCGGCUCCAACACACCAGGAGUAGCGGCAAUCUGCCGACGGCGACGAGCGCGAUGGCCGACGGUAAUCCCGAGGGAAAUGUUUACAACGACCCGAUAUAUUCCCUGCCGGUUAAGCCCUUCCUGAGCUCCCAGGAUGUGCGAGUCAAUGGACUGUCGGCGAAAGCCCCCGCGAUCUGUCACGGCGACGAUGUUUACGGUGGAUCGUCAUCAAUAAACAGGCAUCCUUCGAAUACCGGCCACUCUCAACCCGACGUAACAUCGCAACCAAAUGAGCGCCUUCGUGAGGAUGUGUACGGACGAGCGUCAUCGGGACGGAUGCUCCUGCAAAGGCAACACUCGAAUCCGCAGCUGCCGAGCAGGUCACAAGCCGACGAGGACUUCAAACGGUUGUCGCAGCCGAGCAUCGCGACGACCGAGUCUCGAUACGCCGGCAUUGCGCGAAAAGAGGAACAGAUGGUAAACCAACAAAAUUCUAUGAGGAGGAUCCAGGGCCCCCCAAAGCCACCUCGAAUUAUCACCACUCUGAGGAAAGCCGCUCUCUCCGAUUCGGAAUGUAACAGCCACACGGAGCCGCCGGCAAAACCACCUAGAACCAUGGUGAGAAAUGGACCAAGAGCUCGACGAGGAAGAGCAGUUCAAAGAGCACCAUCGCGCUUGUACAGAACGGUACGUGGACCUACAAGAUGUUUCAAUAAGGCGCAAUGUGUUGGUCCGGAAUUUGUGGUUCGUGCCAAUCAGCCACCGAAGACACUAUGCGUGGGACAAGUAAAGGCGGGCAACUCGGGCCGAAUAGUUGUAAUCAUGCUGACAGGACAGCGCGUGGAAGUAAUCUGCGAUCCUCAAAAGGUCACCGCCGGCGAUUUAUUUCAGGCUAUUAUUCAAGCGGAAAGCCUCGAUGAAAACUUCACUCUAGGACUGGCCGUGCUACUGGCUGGGGAUUUUGCGAUAUUACCACCAGACACGAAAUUAAAUAAAGUCGCGCCACCAGGAUGGUUAAGCAGCGGCAAAAGCAAAAGUUUGCUGGGUCUACCGACCAGUUUCAUGUUGUAUUUACGGCUCCGAUUUUUCCUGCCGUCUCUUCGUGGCACCAGGAGUUGGAUAUCAAAACAUCUAUUAUAUCUGCAAAUAAGGCGAUGUAUACUGGAGCAGCAGCUGGUCUGUCCAUACUCCGAAUUAAUCAAUUUGACAGGCCUCGCGCUUCAAGCUGAAUUUGGGAACUACAACGUCAAUGAGCACGGCUGUGGGGAUUACUUCCUUCUCGAGCACUAUGUGCCGGAGUCCUUGAUAUUGAGCGCGGAUCGACAUCAAUCGCAGCCCUGCGUCGACGCCGAUACACUUCGGGCGCAGCUACACCGCGCUCACCGCGACCGCCGUGGCUUGGACUCGAACAAAGCUGAGGAGAUGUUCAUAACUCACGCGCAGUCCCUGCCGGAUUACGGCUCGCACUACUACAUCGCCACGGUAGACUCGAAAGAACUGGAGAAACUGAUGAUGCGGCAGAGAAAGGGGAAGGCGGCCGUGUCCGACAGCCACGACUUUGUAUCGACGCAAGACGAUACGGGAAACGCUUAUCACCAGCAGGAGAAACCUGCCUACGGCAGGAUCGGGGUCCCGCGAUUAAGCUCUCGCGAGGACGUGCCGAUAAUACCCUACUCGGACGAGCACGUCAAGAGCCGCGACGAAACUUGCAAUAACAACAACAAUAACAAUAACAAAAAUAAUAAUAACAACGUUAAUAACGUUAACGGUAUUAACAGUAAGAACAGUAAGGACAUCAAGAGAAAAACGGAGAGCAACGUGUGGCUGGCGAUACACUCUCAAGGAUUGAAGUUGCUGGAACGGGGAGGCGAGCCGAGGGAGAGAACGGAACUGGCCCAGUUUCAGUGGCGGGACGUACAGAAGUUGAGCUACAGCAAGAGCUGUCUGGUUGUGCACAGCAAGCUGAAUGGGAAGCGAUGCAAGUUCAAACUGCGGAUGGAUCAUCGAAAAAGUUACUUCGCCUUCAAGCUCACUUCCCUGCAUCACCAGUUCUUCGUCAAACUUCGCUCAGAGCUCACGUCGCUUCAGGGCCUCGCUAAAGAUUUUGGAGUGCCCCUUAUGGAACCAAAACCUACACCGUUGAAAUCCAAGAUGGAUGACGGUAAAACUAAGAUAACGAUUACUAACGCGGUUAAAGUGCAGAAGAGAAUAAAUUAUCCGAUGCAACUGGAGGAGUACCAAAAUAAAGAGAAUGAAAAUCCUCAGAAAGACACAAAUGUAGUAACGACAACGAAGGACGCCGGUCGCGAACCCGGCUUUUACUCGUCCGAAGAGGAUGCUCUUUAUGCGCAGGUAAAUGUGCGAUUGGAACCAGAGGGUCAAUCGCGAGAUACGGAGGAUGAAUCGGAAAGAGGCUUAACGGCGCCGCAUAAGAUCUUGCUGGAACCGAAAGAAAUGAAAUCGGAGCAUGACAAGGUCUAUAGCUGCCCUAAUCUAGAUAAUGAGGCUGAAACUGAAUGUACAUAUUCGCUUCCAAAAGUUAUGUCGAAUAACAUCAACCAGUUAGAUAAGCCUAACAAUCCUGAAGAACUAUACGCCGCUAUUAAUAAAGUUCGUCUUUCGGGAAAGAGCGAGUUUCCUAUUCCGGAUGAAGUUUGGAAUGUGUCGGACGUCAAGAAGACAUUGCAAAAGAUGAAAGCAUCUAGUUUACCGAAUUACGGUGCGUCGAAGCAAUCGGGUGGUUUUCGUACACCCAGCCUGCCGCGUCGAUUGGGUGUGAAAAUGGGAACGCGAGCGAUUUACAGCAGCUUGGUCCAGAAAGAUACCGCGCUUACCGACGACACGGAAUCAAUGUCUCUGUCUCAAAAGUCCGAUACCGAAUCAUCUAUUCAAUCGUUGUCGGCGCGAUCUAUCGAAUCACCUAUGCCGGAGGCGUACGUGUUAAAUACCGAUAUACGAACCAACGAUGAAACGUUUCGAAUCCCGGAUGACGAAUCAAUGUCUACAUCUUUAAUGGCUCGUUUAGAAGAGCUGUCAUUCGACGAGGAACGAAUUUUGCACACAAUCAAGUUGGAACGCGGCCACGGUGGUAGCAUAGGUUUGCAAGUAAUGGAGGGUAACGACGGUGGCGUUUAUGUUCAGGCAGUUUCGGUUGGCGGAUCAGCCGAUAUGGCCGGAAAUGUAAAUAAAGGUGACCGGAUUGUAGCAAUAAAUGGACAGAAUCUGCUGAACCUUCGCUACGAGGAUGCUCUAAAGAUGUUGCAGAGCUCAUCCGAAACGAUCGAGUUGGUUCUUUCGCAGCCCGCUACUCGAAAAAGCUUAGAAUUGAAAAAUGACCAGGGCCAGGGCUCUGUAGAGAAUUACUUACAUGAAAUCAAAUUCGAUGUAUCGUCGGAGGCGGAAACGUCAAGUAUGAUGAACAAGUGGAUCAUUCAGAAAACCACGGAUGUAGCAUCGGUGCAGAACACCUCAAGUGCAUAUAGCAGCGCCGCAUCCAGCGCUAUGGGCAAUCACAAUAAUGCCAACAGCCUGUACAUGACUGAUCUCGUUGACAAUAACGCGCUAAAAUCUGCCAGCAUGUUGCUAUCUAUAGAGGAUUUCGACGUCAGUAGAACAAGUCGCCAAGUUUUUAUUUAGAUAACGAAGGAAAUUCGACUGAGCCACCUGUGCCACCGCGGCGAACGAAACGUAAAAACAAAAUCGCGCCGGUCAAACUGCCGGUGGCGAACAACGGUGCAACGGAAACCAUAAACGACCACGUCGUGAUAUCU